UCACCUGCUGCCCCUCCCUCUAAAGCUGGUGGGGGUGGGGAAUGGCCAUGAGUGACAUUUGCCCAGAUGAAACAAACUUGAUGGAAGGAUCAGGUUGCUUCUGGGGUCCAGUCCUUCUCCCAGCCCUUUUGCCACCGAUGGCUUUGUGGCCAAGCAGUGAACUUUGUCCCUUCUCUGAAAUGUGCCCUGGUAGGAAGGGGCAGGGGACUCUCCCAGGGAGGAAGCUGGAGGGCUUCUCGGAGGAAGCGGUGUCAGGUUUGGGUUUUGAAGGAUGAAUGAGCAGGAUAUUUCCAGGUGGUAGAAGCAGGUGCUCUGGGCAGAAGAGCCCAGGUAAGCCGAUGUCCUGAGGCCUUGUGGCGAGACAUUCAGCAGCAGCGAUGCAGGAGGGAUGCAGUAGCAUCCGGGGCAUGGGGGAGACUGUGAAGGGGUGGACAGCCAUGCUGGGGGUGAGGAAGGGCGGGCAGGGCUGCCCUCAAAGUGAGUCAGUGAGGAGGUGGGUAGGACCGAGGGCGGAGGCUGGCUGGCAGUGGGUCCCUGUUUGCACAGGAGCAGCUCAAAGUUUGCAGCUUUCGGUUUCGGUUUCCCUUUCCGGGGCCCAGAGGAUGUGUCACUACCCAGAGGCACACUCUGCGACUGCAUCCCCACAGCGGAGGACAGCUGGGUCGGGAGUGAGCUCAGCCAGGAGAAGACUCCUUGCCUGGACGCCGCUCGCAGCUGUAAGGAAAACCUCUCAGAGACGUGACCGGCCGCUGGACCAUGGACCCAGACCCCGGCGAGGCCUGCCCAGACAGCAAGAGCCUCACUGAGGAGGCCAUUGAGUAUUUGCAGGGCGCAGUGAGCAGAGAGGACCUGGAUCUCCUGCUGACCAAAGAGGCCUGGGAGAGCCUCGUGGCUGAGGCUGAUCUGUCCAGGGAGGAAGCAGAUGCGCUGYACGAGGCUCUGAAUAAGCUUAGAGGAGACAUGGCCCUGGAGGACAAGGACAUGCUCCAAACCCACAUGCAGGACAGGGAGAGGUUCCUGCAAGAGUUUCCGCAGGUGAAAGCRGAGCUGGAGGAGCGCAUAGAGAAGCUCCGCGCCCUGGCAGACAGGGUUGACAAGGUGCACAAGGACUGCACCAUCUCCCACGUGGUGGCCAASUCCACCGGUGCCGCCUCUGGAGUCCUCACCAUCCUAGGCCUGGCCCUGGCACCUGUGACGGCAGGAGUCAGUCUGGCCCUCUCGGCCACUGGGGUGGGGCUGGGAAUAGCCGCUGYUGUGACAAGUGUCUCCACUAGCAUCGUCGAGCAUUCAAGCACUGUGUCCGCUACAGAAGAAGCCAGCAGCCUCGUGUCAGAGAACGCGAGCAACGCAAAGGCCGUUGCCCAGAUCGUAGGCCAAAAUGCACCCAAGGCCAUUUCGUUGACCAAGAACUUCAUCCAAGUACUGGGCGACAUUGGGAAGCACAUCCGGGCCAUCAAGCUGGCCAAAGCCAACCCCCGCUURGUAUCCAGUGCCCGGCGCCUCAUGACAACCGGGAGAAUCUCAGUCCGACGUGGCAAGCAGGUACAGAGAGCCUUUGGAGGCACUGCUCUGGCCAUGACCAAAGGGGCCCGGAUCAUGGGUGCAGCCACCGCAGGCAUCUUCCUUCUGAUGGACGUGAUCGACCUCGUGAAAACGUCGACGCAUUUGCAUGAGGGGGCAAAGGCAGAGUCGGCUCAAGAGCUGAGGCAGAAGGCUCAGGAGCUGGAGGAGAAGCUGCAAGAGCUCAYCCAGACCCACGAGAGGCUGCAGCUGGACCCGUCGCCAUGACACCUCUCCUCAAGCAGCACGGAGAUCAGGGGACACGUGCUGGACAGAGGGAUGCCUGCAUGGGGCYGUUUUAUUAUGUGGGAGAGAGACAGAAAUAAAGUCUUUGAAACUGAG
Urocitellus parryii (Arctic ground squirrel) is the source of this 1902-nucleotide messenger RNA. RefSeq names its product apolipoprotein L3-like. Gene Ontology annotation, biological process: lipid transport; lipoprotein metabolic process. Gene Ontology annotation, molecular function: lipid binding. Lineage: Eukaryota; Metazoa; Chordata; Mammalia; Rodentia; Sciuridae. The record is from RefSeq and is a predicted model, not a curated record. Gene Ontology annotation, cellular component: extracellular region; membrane.